Messenger RNA from Anthonomus grandis grandis, 1284 nucleotides. RefSeq lists its product as uncharacterized. The transcript has 2 exons. The record is from RefSeq and is a predicted model, not a curated record. Lineage: Eukaryota; Metazoa; Arthropoda; Insecta; Coleoptera; Curculionidae. Bases 136 to 1176 code for a protein of 346 amino acids.
UAAUUUUAUUGCCGAUGUUGCCAAACGUUCCAAUAUUAACAUGUUUAAACAAUGGUUAGUUUUUAUAACUAAACCGUUACUGUAGAAACCAGUCAUUUGUGAUAUAUACAGGUGAAAAAUAAUAAAAAAAAAACUAUGGAGCAGUUAAUUAAUGGGGUUACAUUUAAUUUAAUUUUCAUGAUUCAGGCAAGUCAAGUGCUCCAUGGCAAACAAAAAAAAACAAAUGAAUACAAGAGACACCAGGCCCGGCGGCCAUUUUGUUGUACGGAAAACCCGAUAAGACCUGAACUGAAGAAAAAUUAUUUUCAUUUUAAUAUUACAAUGGAUUCGAAUAAAGAAAAUAGGGCAAAACUGGUAUUUGAUACCUCAGAAGACAUUGAAGUGUUAAGAAAACGACAAAACCAAAUAAAGGCACAAGAAAUGUUUGAAAACUCGAUAAAUUUUCUAAGCAUGAUGUCAAAGACUUUGGCGGAAGUGAACUACAGUGCUAAAAUAUAUACCAUUGAUCCCGAAGUGUUCUUGCAGAACGUCCUGCAAGGUCUUCAGAACAGUAACGAGAAUCCGAUAAUGGAUUUAAACGGGUGCGUGUUGAAAAUUUUGUGCACUUCCCUACACUAUUACAUCUGCGCUAUCCAAGAAGACGGAGCUAAUUUUAAGUAUCUCAAUAAGGCCUGGGAGAAUUUGAGCGAAAGCAUUUUUAUAUUCGUCUCCAGUCCAAUAUUGUUGCAAACCGGCGCUUUCAAGAAUAUCGUCUUUUACUGGAUCAGUGAUUUGUUGAAAAUUAUUACUGAAGCGGACGGCGAACCUAAGAAAAAUCCCAAAUAUCUAACUUUGUUUAAUCUGAUCCAGAAGAUCCUAGUGGCCCUUUCCAGUUUCGAUCCGUUCUUCGAGCACCUGAUCCGGGAAAUCAUAAAAAAGUUCGAAUGUACGUUGUCUUUUUGCAAAAUUAAUCCGAAGUUUGCCGAAUGCAUUCGAGACAAUAAUACGACAAUUCUAUAUUUGUUGCUUAUCAUGAAACGGGCAUUCGGAGACGCGGUUAUACGCGAAUACGCCGUGUCCAACGAGGCUUCACUUAAAUACAAGGAGGUACUGGAGACUUUAAUUCGAUUUUUCGAGGAAGGCAAGUGUUGUUCCGCCCUCAUCGAUUUGGUUAAUCACAUUUUAAAAUAUUUUUAAUUUGUUUUCUGUCAAUUGAAACUCUGAAUUUCAAUAAAUAAACAUUAUAUUAUAAUUAUUGUUAAAAAUAACCUAUAAAAUUUUAUAUAAUAUAUCGAUAAUAAUCAA